UAAUGUUCCAAUGAUGAUGUAUUGUGGCCGGACCCCCCGGCGGUCGCCAUCUUAGAUUCGGUGCAUAGACUCGUCUAUGCUGGUUGAGAUAUAAAAGAGCACUCCGUACCCGGUUCAUCGAGAACGCCUCGCCCGAUCGUUUCUUUCGGAUUCGAGUUUCGCCAACUAGUACUAGGAGAAAGCGCAAGCGGUUUUCCGAGCCACUCAAGUCACUUGUUUCCUAUCUCCCCAAAAAUGUGGUGGUCUAGAUCGACUCCCGUACACGAGUACGGUGACAAUUACCUCAGAGCUGCCAGUCCAAACGAAUGCCGAUGCAUCAUUCGUGAAGAACUCGACUUUUAUCGUACGAUCGUGGUUGGUGGUUUAUACGAAUUCGAAUUCUCCCACCCGACAAAAGACUCGACUUCUAUAGUACACACUUUUGCACCUGCCAUCAAGAAAUGUAUUGACAGCCACCCACACCUCAGCACCAUCAUUUCUGGGGCCGAUACCAAUUCUCCUUAUUUCGAGUCUUGUCCACGACUCGAUCUUGCCAAUCAUGUAGAAAUCAGACCUCAACCUCGAAAGACUGAUCAAGACGAAGAAGAAGCGAUCGCACGGUUAUUGCCAGAUAUUCUCGACAUGAAACCAGCACAGGGAAUCCCACCUUGGAAAGUGAUCAUUUUGCCAUUUGAUGACUGCCGGGUUUUCGUUGCCUUUGCAUAUUCUCAUGGACCUUUGGACGGGAUGUCUGGUAUGAUUUUUCACCAGACUUUCCUUGAUUCUAUCCAGCGAGAACCGGGAGAUACAGGCCGUGAUGGGAAUGAAAAAGAGACCCUAGUGUACUCUCCUACCUUCCGACAAUUACCUCCACCAUUUGACACGAAAAAGAACUUACCGAUAUCUUGGUCUUUCUUAUUUUCGCCUUUGCUCAGCGUGUAUUUGCCUCCUUCGUUUGGUUUCCGGGCAAACAUCAUCACUCCCACCACGUGGCUCGGCCGUUCUAUAUUCUACGACGACCCAGACAAACUUAAAACAGGUCUGGAAAUGUUUUCGGUUGAUUCAACCACACUCAAAAAAGUCCUCGAGGCGUGUCGAGGAACGAAAAUUGGCGGCGCCAAGAUGACGGGCUUGCUUCACGAACUCAUAUCGGAAGCGAUGUUUAAACUCUUGCCUUCCACCAAGUACGAAAACCUUGCAGCUCAGACAACCAUCAAUAUGCGAGGAGCGGUCGGUAUACCGGCCGACGAGAUGGGUUUAUAUGCCGGUGGAGAUACCGAGAUCAUCGACAGACAAUCGAUUGGUACGGGCACACGAUCAUGGACGGUUGCUAGAUCCAUGACGACAAAGUUGGCGGCAGUGUCACAAAAAACAAAAGAUCAAUCUCUGGGUCUGCUGAGGUAUCUGAACGACGUCAGGUCGUGGACACUUUCCAAAAUCGGUGAGAAACGAGAUUGUUCAUAUGAACUUAGUAACUUGAUGAGUUUCCGGUCAAACAGGAAUUCGUCGGGCGUACAGAUUCAAAAAAUGGUCUUUGCACAACCGGCGAGUGUGAGUGGACCGACGUUAUUUUUUAACGCCGUCAGUGUCGAUGGUGGCCCGAUGACUAUCACGGCAACCUGGCAAAUCGGGGCUCUGGAUUUGGGAACUCAUCAGUCUCAGUCUCAGUCUGGUAAUGAGUCUGAAUUUGUCAAAGCUAUUUGUCGAAGGGUACAAGAAGGUCUUGUACGUAUUGCGGAAGAUGAAUAAGACCGGGAUAUUCUCAUCAUUUGUACAUAGGCGGUGGUCACAAGGAGCACUUUAUUAGAACCGGUAUCAUUGAGAGAUAUAGGUCGUGGGUAAUGGAAUUGUCUGGUUUGGGUUGAAACUAUCAAGUCACUAGAAUAAUCACAAUUGGGAUAUACUUGAAUAUCUCUG
This is a messenger RNA of Exophiala oligosperma, 1896 nucleotides long. RefSeq lists its product as uncharacterized. The coding region runs from base 235 to 1728 and encodes 497 amino acids. The record is from RefSeq and is a predicted model, not a curated record. The transcript is spliced from 2 exons. Lineage: Eukaryota; Fungi; Ascomycota; Eurotiomycetes; Chaetothyriales; Herpotrichiellaceae. Gene Ontology annotation, molecular function: N-acetyltransferase activity.